Messenger RNA from Thunnus maccoyii (southern bluefin tuna), 2912 nucleotides. RefSeq names its product oxidative stress induced growth inhibitor 1 (gene osgn1). NCBI's taxonomy places the organism in Eukaryota, Metazoa, Chordata, Actinopteri, Scombriformes, Scombridae. The record is from RefSeq and is a predicted model, not a curated record. The transcript is spliced from 9 exons. Bases 308 to 1951 code for a protein of 547 amino acids.
GUUGUGGGUGACCUGAAGAUUUAUUGGCCCAUUUGAAGAUUUACCACGACGCGUUCAAUGGUUGAGUGAAUACUGAUCUUCUCAAAAUCGUGGAGGUGCCUCCUUGUGAAAUCCUUGAUCUGUAGAUACCUGAAGAAAUCUGAAGAAGCCUCCUGAGAUGUCGGGACUCUGCUGAGGGGCAACUUCCAGAAGCUGACCAAUCAGAGCAGAGUGGGCUCAUCGGGAGGGGAGCCUUAAAGUGACAGGAGCUAAAACGUCCUGUUUCAGAAGGAGGCUGAACAGAGGAGCUGCAUAAAGAACCAUCAAAAUGGAUCUUCAUGAUAAAGAUAUCGUCCCUGGAGAGAUUUUGCCUGUGGUGAUCAUUGGCAACGGCCCAUCAGGGAUCUGUCUGUCAUACCUGUUGUCAGGUUACACCCCCUACCUGUCACCUGAGGCAUCGCAUCCCAACCCCCUGCUGCACAGCAAGCUGGGAGAGCAACCUCACCUGUCGCUGCUGGAGCAGGAUCUGGAGUACCUGUGCGAGGGUUUGGAGGGCCGAUCGUCCAAUCCCGUGGCGGUGCUCUUUGAUUCGCUGCUGCUCCCCGACAGCGACUUCGGAUUGGAUUACACCUCUCCGUUGGCAUGGCGAUACGAGCCCGAGCGUGCCAUCCCUCACCUGGUGCUGGGGAAGGGUCCGCCUGGAGGAGCCUGGCAUGCCAUGGAGGGGUCCAUGCUAACUCUAAGCCUGGCUAACUGGAUGGAGCUUCCUGGACUCAAACUGAAGGACUGGAUGCGAGACAAACGCAGAAAUGUACGAAAUGACCGCGCCACACCGGCAGAGAUAGCCUCCUACUACCAACACUACGUUUCCCAGAUGUCCCUGGAGCAAAACUUUGCCUGCGGCACCACCGUCACCUCGGUAACCAGGCAGCCUGGCAACCAGGACGGGUCACGGCCAUGCUGGAGAGUGAAGGGACUGCAGCGCCGAGAGGGGGAGGAGCUGGGAGACGGUUCUUCAGUUUCAGAGGAGGUGCCUUUCUCCCUGUUGGCUCACAACGUGGUCCUGGCGACGGGGACCCACGACAUCCCCGCCAGGCUCGGCGUGGAGGGAGAGUCCCUGCCUUUUGUCUGCCACUCCUUCUGGGAGCUGGAGGCGGCCAUCUCUCGCGGAGAGCUCGACCAGUCUUCAGACCCCGUGCUGGUGGUCGGGGCGGGUCUUACGGCGGCUGACGCGGUACUGGCCGCCCAUCAUCUCAACACGCCUGUCUACCACGCCUUCCGACGCUCGGUCACCGACCCCGGCCUCAUCUUCAACCAGCUACCCAAAAUGCUCUACCCAGAGUACCACAAGGUUCACCAGAUGAUGACUCAGCAGCAGCACCGAGCAGAUCCUCCACCGCAGGGCCAUGCUCAGAACCUCCAUCACCACUCCACCCUUUCCACUCCUUCCUCCCUCUCUCCACCCUCGUCCUCCCCGUCCUCUUCCUCCUCAUCCUACCCGGGUUACCUCAGCUUCCCUCGCCACAGGGUGGUGGCGUUCCGCCCCGACCGGAAGUGCGUCCUGGAGUCAGACUCCGGCCAGCGGACGGUGGUCCAGGUCUCCAAGGCUCUGGUUCUGAUCGGCGCCCACCCUAACCUUUCCUUCCUGGCCGACAACGGGCGUCUACUGGGCGUCAAACCGAGGGAGCCGAUCACGUGCCGAAGGAACCCGAUUGAAGUGGACCCGUUUACAAACAAGGUGGUUGCGGCAGACGGGCCGGGCAUGUACGCCAUGGGGCCGUUAGUCGGCGAGAACUUUGUCAGGUUCCUGAAGGGCGGAGCUCUGGCUAUCGCUAGUGACCUCGCCAAGAGGCAAAGGGAGGGAGAAGGAAAAGGAGAGGAGGACAUCACUACAGACAGAUUAAUGGACAGAUGGGUGGACAAACAGGUGAACACACAGGCAGAAGCAGAUGUUUGCGUUCUGAGUUUGUAGCAGGUUUCCUGGGACUGGAGAGUUGAGUGGACUGAAGCAGACAGACACGGAUUGAGACGAAAAACAAGAAACUGGGCUCAACUUUAAAUCCUGGAUACUGGAACAGCUGCAAACAUACACUAUAGGUCAUGUUUUCCAGAAAUCAAAAGAGUAGAGAAAUUGAAGAAGCAACGAGUGGACUCCACGACUGAACUUGCACUGGUUUGGGUUUGAUAUCUUACUAGAUCUACUGUAGAUCUUCAGCCCUGAGGCACUCUGGAGGCUAAGAGGAGACGACAGACAUGCUGGAAAGAUCCUGCUGGAGAUGGAGGGAAAAAAAACGAGAAUGAGACAAAUGUAGCGGAGAAGAGACAGAUGGUGCGUUUUGGUUUGUCCCCGUCAAAUUAUAAAGCUAGAAAUCUACACACCAGGAAGUUGUUCUGGAAGGACUGGGAAGGCGUCCACUGUGACUUUAUGGGUCAGGAUAUUUCACAUAGAGCCUGAUGAUACUUGAUUUUUUAUGUUGAUAAUGGAGGAUUGUAAAAAAAAAAAAUCUGAUAGCAGCCUAUAAUUCAUUUUUUAAAUUAAAAAACAAACAUUUUUGAUAAUAGUAUCACUGAAAUUUGGUUGAGACCAAGAUAUGUACUGAAAAAAAGAUAAACAGUGCCCCCUGGUGGUACAAAAUGUAUCUGGCAAACAUAUUGUAUUAUAUGUAUGUAUAUUUCUGUACCGCAAUAUCCCACAUCACACAUAUGAAUGAUGUGUAUCUAAAAGGCUGAAACCACCCAUUCGUGGCAAAUAUUAUACUGUAAAUCCAUUUUACUUUAAAAUGACUGCUUAACAUGUUCAGGCUUCUGUAAACAAACAAGCGAGUUUAUGCCUGGCUUCCAUUAUUUUAGUGCUGCGAUAAUUAUUUUCAUUAUCGAUUAAUCUGCCGAUUAUUUUCUCAAUUAACGGACGAAUCGUUUUGUCUAUAAAAUGU